This is a messenger RNA of Penicillium chermesinum, 483 nucleotides long. RefSeq lists its product as uncharacterized. Bases 1 to 483 code for a protein of 160 amino acids. The transcript has a single exon. The record is from RefSeq and is a predicted model, not a curated record. NCBI's taxonomy places the organism in Eukaryota, Fungi, Ascomycota, Eurotiomycetes, Eurotiales, Aspergillaceae.
AUGCAGCGGGGGCCAGGGUAUGAAAAGGCCUCCCAGGCGAGAGGGGUUGCGGACCUUGCGGAAGAAUAUAAAAUAGAGUGGCCGCCGGAUCCACUUGGCACUCCUGAACUGACCGAUGCGUUGGCCAUAAGCACAGGCCAAAGGAGUCUAUUGUCUAUUGCAUGUUACGACCUCGAGGGCUACAGAGUGGGUACUUCAAGUGUUCAUACUCGAAAUCAAGAGUCGCAGUCCGAGCCAUCUUCUCUCCCCACCCUCCCCAACCCUCACGUUCAAGUUCUCUAUGAGGGGCACUGCAGGAAAAGGCACCUGCAGUGCUCUGCAGUAAGCUUAUGCGACACUUACGAGUUCCCACUUCUGAUCUUGAGCGUUAGUCGCUACGCGUGUCUGCGAGCCGGUACAUCAUACGGUAUUGGACUCGGACUUGACCACCAUGGCACUGUAUGGGGAGUGGACUGCGAAGGCUAUUGUAAUAUUCCAGAAUGA